GGGAGGGGGAUGGAAAGUUUCCCGGGGCCGCCGGGGCCGGGACGGCCGCACGCUUCCUGCUCCGCACCGGGGGCGGCGGAGCCUCGCCACCGGCCCGGGGCUCCCUGAGCCGGGCCAUGCUGCCCACCGCGCACUGCUCGCCGGGGGCUUCUCCGGCCACGUCCCCCCGCAAUUCUCCCGUCCUCUUCAGGAAGCUCCUGAUGAGCCAGAGCAUCCGCCUGCAGCGGCGCUUCACCGUGGCGCAUCCCCUCUGCUUUGACCUGGAGAAUGGCCCCCCCGGCCGGGGCAGCCUGGACCCCCAGGCCAGCCCGGGCGCGGGGCUGGUCCUGCAGGGCACCUUCUCGCACGGCCAGCGCCGCGAGUCCUUCCUGUACCGCUCCGACAGCGACUACGACCUGUCCCCAAAAGCCAUGUCCCGCAACUCCUCCAUCGCCAGCGACCUGCAUGGAGAAGACAUGAUCGUCACCCCCUUUGCCCAGGUCCUGGCCAGCCUCCGCACCGUCCGCAGCAACCUCAGCCACCUCCAGGAGCGCGCUGGCAUCAAGCGGGGAUCGAGCAGCAGCCUGCCCUCGGCGAGCAAGGCCGGCCUCUCCGAAGAUGCCCACCAGAAGCUCUCGAGGGAGACCCUGGAGGAGCUGGAUUGGUGCUUGGAGCAGCUGGAGACGCUGCAGACCAGGCACUCGGUCAGCGAGAUGGCCUCCAACAAGUUCAAGCGGAUGCUGAACCGGGAGCUGACGCACCUCUCGGAGACCAGCCGCUCCGGGAACCAGGUGUCCGAGUACAUCUCCAGCACCUUCCUGGACAAGCAGCACGAGGUGGAGAUCCCCUCGGCCCUGGCGAAGGACAAGGAGAAGGAGCGGAGGAAGCGCCCCAUGUCGCAGAUCAGCGGCGUCAGGAAGCUCAAGCACGGCUCCAGCCUGGCCGCCGCCGGCAUCCCCCGCUUCGGGGUGCGCACGGACCACGAGGCGCUGCUGGCCAAGGAGCUGGAGGACACCAACAAGUGGGGUCUGGACGUCUUCAAAGUCGCCGAGUACUCGGGGAACCGCCCGCUGACCGUCAUCAUGUACAGCAUCUUCCAGGAGCGUGACCUGAUGAAGACCUUCCGCAUCCCCGUCAACACCUUCAUCACCUACAUGCUGACGCUGGAGGACCACUACCACGCCGACGUGGCCUACCACAACAGCCUGCACGCCGCCGACGUGGCGCAGUCCACGCACGUCCUGCUCUCCACGCCCGCGCUGGAGGCCGUCUUCACGGACCUGGAGAUCAUGGCUGCCAUCUUUGCCAGCGCCAUCCAUGAUGUCGACCACCCCGGGGUCUCCAACCAGUUCCUCAUCAACACCAACUCGGAACUGGCCCUGAUGUACAACGACGCCUCGGUGCUGGAGAACCACCACCUGGCCGUGGGCUUUAAGCUCCUCCAGGAGGAGAACUGCGACAUCUUCCAGAACCUGAGCAGGAAGCAGAGGCAGACGCUCCGGAAAAUGGUCAUCGACAUGGUGUUGGCCACGGACAUGUCCAAGCACAUGAACCUGCUGGCGGAUCUGAAGACCAUGGUGGAGACCAAGAAGGUGACCAGCCUGGGGGUGCUGCUGCUGGACAACUACUCUGACCGGAUCCAGGUCCUGCAGAACAUGGUGCACUGCGCCGACCUCAGCAACCCCACCAAGCCCCUGGAGCUGUACCGGCAGUGGACCGACCGCAUCAUGGUGGAGUUCUUCCACCAAGGAGACCGGGAGCGGGAGAAGGGCAUGGAGAUCAGCCCCAUGUGUGACAAGCACACCGCCUCCGUGGAGAAGUCCCAGGUGGGAUUCAUCGACUUCAUCGCCCACCCGCUGUGGGAGACGUGGGCCGACCUGGUGCACCCCGACGCCCAGGAGCUGCUGGACACGCUGGAGGACAACCGGGAGUGGUACCAGAGCAUGAUCCCACGCAGCCCCUCGCCUCCACCCGAGCCGCCCGCGCCGUCCCCCGCCAGCACCGACAAGUUCCAGGUCGAGCUGACGCUGGAGGAGGAGGAGGAGGACGAGGAGGGUGAGUCGGACACGGAGCUGGAGGGCGCCGAGAGCCCCUUGGAUGAGGACAACAGCGGCUCCAAGACACCGGGCACGGAUGACUCGGAGCCUGCCCACGCCAAGCGCCUGUCCCCCGGCCCCAGCGACCGGGACUCGCCUGUCCCCCGCCCCAGGGACGUGGACAACCGGCAGGCGCUGCAGGGGACGCUGCCCAAGGACGGUGGCAGCGGGUGCUCAGUGCCAGGGCCCGCGGGCAGCCAGGGGCUGUGCCUGGACACAGAGGGCAACGUCACAUUCCUGUCCCUGGGCACGUAGCGCCACCGGCCCGGGGGUCCCCUGGCUGCCGGGGGGACGUGGGACUGGGCACGGCCCUGGGGACAGCAGGGAGCUGGCACUGGGCAGCACUGGCACUGCAGGAGCUCGGAGGCACCUGGGACGCGUCCCCAUUCAGGACCUGCACAGGUCCUGGCAGGUAGGAGGACGCUGCUGGUCUCCCCGGGCAAGGGCCCUGUCCCCUUCAGCCGGGGCGUGGGGACACCCCAGCCCUGGGGACAUCACGGCCCAGGGGCUGCAGCAAGGAGCAUUCCAGCGCCUUUCCGGGUGUCCCCUUGCAGGAGGGCAGCCCCGUGGUGGGACGAGGUGGGCAGAGGGUGCUGGCGACACCCCCAGCACCAGGCACCGGCGCACGGCACGGGCACGGCUCAGAGCUUUAUUUAUUUGGGGAUGGGUUCACUUUUUAAAGCCUUUUGUAGCUCACUUUUUACUACGGGCCUCCCCGAGGCACGCACGCAUUUUUUGGGGGGCGGAAAGAUGCAAUUUUUUCGGGGAGGAAACUUGCAUUUCUGCUCUGCGAUCGCUCCAAAUGCCAUUUGCAUUUCACAUUUGGGACCUUGGCGGGCGCUGUCACCAACCCCCUCACCUCCAUCUCCGCUGUCCUGCCUGGGGCAGGGUCCUUUGGGAUUCUUCUUCACCUCCCAGAGAUUAAACCCGGUUUGUUCCACCCUAAA
Molecule: messenger RNA, 3022 nt
Organism: Lonchura striata (white-rumped munia)
Lineage: Eukaryota; Metazoa; Chordata; Aves; Passeriformes; Estrildidae
Gene: PDE4C
Product: phosphodiesterase 4C
Biological process (GO): signal transduction
Molecular function (GO): 3',5'-cyclic-nucleotide phosphodiesterase activity
Source: RefSeq, a predicted model, not a curated record